AUGGAUUUCCUACUCCCGAUUCUUGUUUUCCUCAUUUCUACUUCUAAUCAGCAGGCGACAGGACAAGGUGAGCACAUUUUCAAAGAAAACGUUCUGAAAAAAAUUAGUUUCAGACAUAUUAGCCCAAAACUCAUCAGUAAUCAGCGUGGAAACGUUAGAGAAGUAUCAAAAUGCCACAGAACUAUCAUAUCUCUAUGUAGUCCAACUAGGUAAGCAGAAAAUCGAUAAAUGUAAAAAAAAAAGUGUGUUUCAGAACUCAAAACAAUCCGAAUUGAAGAACCGUUCGGAGAAAUUGAAAAGCGGCUGGAUAAACUGGUCGAAAUGGCAUUCGUACUGGCUUCUUACAAGCACAGAAAACAGGCACCGCCCUCCGAGAUCACAACAAGCGAUUCGAGUUAUAAUACAAAGGUGAGAGGAAAAUUGGGACCAAAAAUGGGAGCAUUCAUGUGACUUUUCGGUUCUCGAAAUUGGUUCUGUUCUAAUUGGUCACAUUCACAUUCUUUUUGAGUUUUGGUCCCUUUUUUUAUAAUAAGAGCAGACGUUGAACGUUUAAUUGCAAACUGACGGAGCAGAUGAUCAAUGAGUUGAGAGAGAGAGAGAGAGAGAGUAAAAAAGGAAAUAGUGCAAUAGUAACUAGAUCUUCGAAUAAUUGAAAACCUGCAGGGGUGUCCACCAGACGCACUUUCUUCUCGUCCCGAAAAUAAGCCUUCCAAAGAGAGGAGAGUCUUUUUCACUCUGGACCCCCCUCUCCUCGACCCUCUAUGUUUAUACUCUCUGUUUUUGCCAUACCGGAAACUAUAGGAGAAGCAUUAUAAGGGAAAAACGACGGGCGAAACGGGGAAGGAAAAAGGGAAGGAGUCUGACUAUUCCUACUUGAAAAUUUCCACUAUAAUGUGCUUGUUUUUUGUUUUUGUUUUCUCGCCACGCCGUUGGUUUCGUCCAACUAACUGACAUCAGUCAGUGUCUGAUUUACGAGAGUCACCAGAAAAAGCACGAACACUGAUUCCAUUUUAUUUUCACUUGCAUUGUUUUUUGGGGAAGAAUCCGGAGAAGCACUUUCACCGAUAAAAUAUAGUUUGGUUUACGAGAAGAGGAUGCAAAAAUUUUGGAAAAAGGGAAGCGGGAAACUCUGCUCCCGCUAGUAUUGGCUAACAAUUCAAGUCUUAAUAGAGUAGUUUCGAUAAGGAAGGGAAAAAGAAACAAUUUGAAAAACAAUAGUUACAUUUGAAGGAAUGCGGACAAAUCACCAUAGAGUUUCGGGUUGUGUCCUUCCUUUUCGACCCGACCCCCCCCCCUCCUCGAAUUGGUAUAAAUAUUCCAGGCGAUGGAUGCGAAAAGAUAGAGAGUGUUUGAAACAGGCGCAAAAAUAAAUAAAGUGCAAAUGCGGCCACAGCGUGCGGACCUCUUUCUCUCUCUCCGAAACGACGAUGCUCUCCAAAAAACGCUUGACCCCUACUCCUAGGUUCUUUUUUUCGGAGUAGGAGCAGUCCAAGGUACACUAGGGAGAGCAGCACACACAUAUUCACAUUUUUGAGGGGCAUCAAUGGGUGGCGUUUCGCGGAAUGAGGAAGAAGAGCAAACGGCGGAGAGCGGCACAAGGAUCCGGCGUCCGGAAAUUAGUGUUAGGCCCCCACCGAGCCUUGACGCGGUUAGGGAGCACAAAAAGAGUAGUUGUGACCUACACCACCUUCCAUCUCACUUUAGAGAGUAGGGCGGGCGGGCGGGUGAGAAAAAACCCGGCCGACUUCCGAAAUGCAAUUUGGGCGAGCAUUUUGAAGCUUCUACCAGACACGCUGGGCCCACCGAGAGAAGAUAUAACUGGAAAAGUGACGAGUUGCAAAAUGUUUGUAUCCAUGUUAGUGUGCAUGUGAGCAUGCUGCUUAGUCCGGGUGCUCCGUAGUAUAUUUGCACAUUACGGAUGGGUGGGGGGGGGGACCACGACGGGCAAGGGUGGGGAAGAUGGUCUUCACUUUUUUGAACUUGAUGAAUUCAAAAUUAUGACUCGUGGGAUUAAGAAAGAAUGUCGUCAAAUGAUGAGAAACGGAACUUGAAUGGAAUUGUCCUAAAGUUGCACUUUUAUACUUUGUUCAGCACUGAUUCAUCAAAAAACUUCAACAUCAUUCAUUUUAUAGCAAAUUUCUGCACCAACUCACGAAAAUUCCAGGAAUACUUGGCUGGUUAGAAUAUUUAUGAAUCCGGAAAAAGGUCAUCAGUUACCGAUUUAGAAUUUAUUUUUGGUGGUUCUUGAUAUCCCUUUUUAGUCAAUUUUGGUCAUUCUUUGCAUAGUUCAUUGCGUGUGCAAUAAUUCAAUUAGCUUUUAGGUCACAAACUUUUGUGGUCUGGAUAGGAACGAGAGACGCAGGUAGAGAAAGAAUGUAAUUAUAGCUUACACAGGGAUAAGAAAAUGGAGGGGGAGAUGUUGGAUUCCAGAAAAAAAGAGGGGGACUAGAUUAGUCCAGCGAGUCAGUCAGAAACCAAUGAAGAAAAUUUGUAAGACGCGCUUUUUGUUUGCGUGGCAAGCCACCACCCAAAAAGUCUCUUUUCUUGCCGCCACCCAAGUCGCGCACUCAUUUCGAAGCUCAUAACUCUACAACUACUACAACAGACAGACAGAGAGAGAGAGAGGGAAAGAGGGAGAAGCGGUGGCCGUGGCCUAGAAAAAGUUGUCCCCUUUAGAGAAGACGUUUCUCGGACCACGACCCUCUCCUCUUCGCCCAUCCACCACCACCACCACCACCAAACGGACACCCUCUUUUCUCCCCGUCGUUGCGUUUCGUGCUCUCGCCUUCUUUUCGGGGGGCCUUUAAUCGAUGUCUUGGAGUUACAUUCUUUCCUCCUUUGGCGAGGCUCAACCAAACAUACAAAUCGAAAACGCGUGCCGAGACAUGCCCCCCCCCCCUUCGAAGCUCUCGCCUCCCACCCGAUAUUUCGGAAAUACUUCGGAGAAAGAGACCGAGACAGACAAAAUGCACAUUCAAAGAAUAUUGGGUCGGUUGGUCGGAGGCGGCGACGACGACGGCGUUUCUGGUUUCUUGUGGUUCAGUGCUCUUCAGGAUUUCGUUUUUCCUUCGAAAUGACAUCAUUCCCCGGGUUUUAAGUUGUAAUUAUCUGCCAACUUCUUAGGAUUUCGAAAUUUCCGUUAAAGCUUGUGGUUCUCUGCGGUGUACAUGAAUUCAUCCGAGAAAGUAUGAAACCCAUCAAACUUUAAGAGUGUUGCACAAUGCAGAAUAAUACAUGAUGAUCAAAGGAAGAAAAUUAAAAAGUAGCCGCUAGUAUCCUUUGAAAAUGUGAAGUGAAAAUAAAAAACGUAGUGUGGAUGAAAAGUUUUUCAGGGGCAAAAAGAGUAAGAGUCACUUUCUAAGGCAGUCGGCACACAAAGAGAAGUUGAAGUAGUGUCCACUCCUCUUUUUUGUGAAAAGAAAACAAUCGUUCGGGCAGUAGCCAGGUUUUUCAGCACAACAUCAACAACAAUAACGAUUCGAAGGGGGAGAAAGGCAACACGAACAAAGUUCUCCGUCUGCUCCUUUUUUGAUGUGAACUGGAAAAUUUUCUUAGUAGUUUUCGAACACAGGGUCCAACUAUUGUUGCCGGAACGGGGCACGGAACAGAAUGGGAGGCGUUCCAGGGAAAAACAAUUGCAUAUAAUGAAAAAACCAUUAAAACUUCAACGAGAUCGAUGAAAAUGGGAAAUUCUGAGAAAAAUUGGACUAUGGGGAGAGGGAUUACGUAGAAAAGUGGCUUGGUGGUGUGGUACACAUACAUGUAAUUAGGUUUGUAACCGGUAACUAUAUUUGUCUGAUUGAUUGACGACAUUCUUCUGAUUUUAGAUUUUUAACAACAUUCAAUACAUUUUCAGAUCACGAAAAAACGAGCUAAUGGAGAGCUGACCUACAUCCAUUUUGUCACAUUCGCUGGCAACGAACCUGUACUUGGAGAGGUAGUUCCAUGACGAUUUUUAGAGCAGGCAUAGUAUUUUGGUUUUGCAGGUUGUUGCCGAUGAUAUGACACUUCUCAGCGUUUCCCAAAUUUCCGCCAUUCUUCGCUAUCCGUUAGCAAGAAUAGUUUGUAAGUUAAUAAUGGGAUUUGAUUUUGAUCAAAAUAAACUUCUAUUGUCAUGAAAUGUUUUUUGCAGCUGAUCGAGAUAUUGAAGGUGAAAGUGCAACGAAAUGGUGGUUUUUAGUUGGAGUUAUCGGAACUGGGGUCAUUAUCAUUAUGAUUGGAUGGUUCUGUCUGUUUCUGUUCUAUAAUACAUGUGGAUACAUGUACGGAGCUGAGGAUGGAGAGUUUUUGACCAGUACUCAACGCAUCAAGACUCAAAGAUCGCUAAUGUUCCUGAGUCCGGAGCCCAGUCAAUGUGAACUGUGAGUUUUAUACUUUCACGUUUCAAAAAACUUUGGUUAUCAAGACAAACUAACCGCAGUAGUGCGUUUCGGUUGAUUGCGAAUACGAUAGUGUCGAUCGUGAUGCAACCAAAAUUCCAUACGACUAACUGUUCACUUCAGAGGUGCCGAGCAGCCAAUCGGAGUCCCAUCUGACGGUUCGAAUCGAAGCGUGGUCACCAACAAACCAAAGCUGAACAAUAGUGAGUUCGAUGAAUGGAUGAAGGAGGGUGCAAAAAGAAAAGAAACACGGAGAAUAAGAAAAGAAGAGGGCAUAGUUCUACUUGGCACCCGUCACAUCUCAUUACAACUCGUUUUGCACUGCCAAUAACGUCAUAGUGCACUCUUGGGAAAGCGUUCUGCGAGGAGCGCCGAGCCACGGACCAAACAAAGAAAACAUUAGAGAGACUCUUGAACACGAAAGGGUGCUUCUCCCGUCUUCCAAGUGACUAAAAAAUAAAAUAAAAUGUCAGCGGCGAUCACCAUCAAAGAUUUGUAACUGAAGUGGAAGUGAAAGAGAGAGGGUGUCUAGCCAGAAAAUUUCGUUCAUCCCUGCCUACUGGAAAUACUAAUAAACUCACUUGCAAAGUGCUUCAGGGCAAAAGAGUAAUUUAAUAGUUGGGCUGGAUGACGGUGACGAGUAUUUGAGUUGCGUUUCAAAAAGUACCACAAGAAAUAUUUGGAAUUGGAUUGAGACGAUUGGUGGCAAAAAUUAAUUAAACUUUUAUGAUGUUUACCGUCAACCUGAAGAUGUCCAAGCGCUUUUGAGACUUGUCAAGUGAGAGAAUUCGAAAAUUCGAAACAUGUAUAGUAUAGUGCGAGAAAGUUGUGUUCCUUGAGAAAAAAGAAAUGAAAACUAGCAGUUAGUUUUUUGGCGGUGCUGAAUAAGUGUGAGAAAAUGGAGAAGUCGCGGAAAAAUUGGCACGCACCACACAUAUAGACACACUUUUGAAAAAGGAGCGGACAUACGGAAGGCCUUUCUUUGCGGGGAGAGAUGCGCAUAGUUCUGUUUUUUUUUGUGUUGAAAAAUGACUGAAACGCAUGAAGAAGGAUGUACGCCAAACACGAAAAUUGGGAUACCACCGGGGCCCGAGGAAGUGCCGCACGCCCAAUUAAUCGCUUUUCACGGUUUCUGUCGAAAUUGCAGAAUGGCAUGACAAAAGAGCAUUUUGCAAAAAAGUUCCCGCCCUGGGAUAGGGCAGAAAAAGAGAAAACUAGACGGAAAAUGAAAAUGACUGCCCGACGUUUUCCUGAUGAAUGUGAGAAAUCGGUAGUGUUUCCGCAGGAAGUUUCCAACUUUUCAAUGGGCUCGUGGUGGAGAAGGUCCAGACCAGACCCUUGCUUGGAAAUUUCAAAUUUUUGAUUCCGGUUUCAAUUCAACCCCCCCCCCCCUUGCGAAAAGAUAUGUUACUCAAAAGAGUUCUGAUUUUAUCAGUAAAAUUAUCAGAAUUUCGGAGUCACAUUCAAAACUUCAAAACUUCUAAGGUCCAGGCACAGCCUUUUGAUUAGUCUAGACGGAUCCAAACUAGAAAUUAACAUUAUUCUUAGACUAUUUUCCCAUAUUUUACGAUUAAAUAAGCCAAGAAGACGAAAAAAAGAAGAAAAGAAGAAAACAAGUUAAUUGUUUUUGAUAUGAAACUGAAACGAGAAAAAAAAUAAUUCGUUCGUCCAAGUCGUUCCGGAACAGAUCAAAAGCGUUCGGCCGUUCGGCCGUGCCUAUGAGUUAUCUCUUCUUUUUGUUUUCUCUUCCGCUCCACACAUCUCUUUUUUGCUGUCCGCAUCAUUUUUCAAAGCAAUCAGUCAAAAUAAAGACAAGCUUUUUAAAGAGAGAGAGAGAGAGAGAGAGAGAGAGAGAGAGGGAAAGUGAGCGUUUUCCAAUUUCCUCCCCAGCUCCUUUUUCUCCCCAUCAAACGCUAAGCUUCGGCAGUAUGUGUGUCGCUCUAAGACACGACUUUAAUUGACUAUAUAAGAUGGACGUGAUCGUGAAGUGUAUGUGUGCGUGUACAUUCAUAGCAAAAACUUCACUCGCAACUUGUUUUCCUUUAUUUUUGGUGAAGAAACUUGGAAGGACUGAGCAAUUUUGGCUAUGUGGUCUCGGAUAAAAAUGCUUUUGUAUCAAGCAUAAAACCGACAGAAAAGCAAUAAGAAAUGAGAAAAAGAAGAAAGGAAUUGGUUAUUGAGAUGAUGAUGGCCGCAAGGAUCCUUCAUUUUAAAUUUAUACGAUGUAAAUUAAAACCUCUAAACCCGGUCUCGUCUGGGCCCACACAGUCGACGACAGGCCGGCCGUCCAAAUCUGAGAAAGCUAUUCAUCACGGCGACCUUGCAAUUAGCACAUAAAUAAUGUUGGCAACGAGCUUUGUCCGUUUAAUUUCGCAAUUUGCCACUCGACGCCUUUGGCAGCGAAAAUUGGCAUAUAGAAAAGGGGGAAUAGAAAUGCAUUUUCUUUUCUUGGCGAGUUUCAAAGCAACCGUGCCGCCGUCUCGAAGAUGUUUUUGCGAGCCGUCUUGACACUAAACGUUUUCAAAACGCACCAAGAAAUCGUAAAAUGAAAAAUGAACUCCAGGGGGUCUCUAUUUUUUGGGACUGAAAACUGAAAACAACACUUUUUCCUCUUCUGACAAUGCUUCUCCUCAUCGCCACUUUCGGCUCGGGCACCGCCAUCCGCUUUCGUUUCCUUUCUCUUUCUUUUCUUCUGCAAAACGGCCUCACAGGUUACUCCCUUUUGUUUUGGAUGCGAUGCCACCCACCGCAUGCUUAAACGUGCUUACAGAAGUGAGUGUGAAAAAUGAGAUGAGGCGUUGAAGUUUUUCGGGUGAGUAAUGAGGAAAUAUCAGUGUGGAUAGCAUGUGGCAAAAGCGUUCGUUCCAUCAUUCUGGUGAACAGAAAAGAAAGCAACUCCUCAGGGAAACUCCUGACAUAUUCAUUGUUCAGAUCCAUCAUGGGCUCUUUUUCUCCCCCAAAACUAUGUGCACUUCAUGAUGAUGUUGUCGAACAAACAGUGACCGGGGCCAUAUCUCUAGGGGAAAACCAAAUGAAAAAUGAGUAGCACCUUUCAUUUCAGAAAAAGCUCCCCGAGGGUUUCGAACGCUUUCCGAACUAGAUGGACCAGAACCGAAUUCAAGUCAAGACAUCAGAAAAGCGAUUCGAGAUGCGUUCCGAGAAGAGACAACGGUAUCAGCAUUCAGGCCAACAAAUGAUACGGAAAACAUGGACGUUGAGAAGGCAAAAAGGGUUGUGAGAAGUGAGAAAAGAAGACGACACACCAAGAUUGGACCCAUUACCACCACAACUCUUGCGACGAAUGAGCAAAAAGAGAAGGAAACAUCGGAAAUUAGUGGAGCGAGCAGUGUAGAAACCACGUCAAUACCGGACUACGACGAGUUUGAUCCUUCCAAUCUGCCAGAGACAACCUUGAAAAUAACAAAGGUUCACUAUUUUAGAAUCGUCCACCGAUAUUUACGUGAAUUUUGUUUAGGAGUAGUCUAAAAAACCGAAAAUGUCAUGUGAACCCCCUCUAUUUUGAUUAAAUCCAGUUCACUUUUGAAAAUUGCAACUUCCGCUUGACCAAAAUAACAAUACAUAAACUUUACAGAAAGGCAAAAUGCAAACAGAGGUGGAAGUUAGAAGUGAACCCGAGUCGGAUUACGGUAGCAGUUUGGACGAUGAAAAGUCGAAACCAGACGAAGACGAGGAACGGAGUAAAGCGAGGCGAGAAGAGCACGAAGAUGUUCGUACGAGGCCAAUGACUGCGAAAAGGCAGCGGACUUCUUUGUUUGGAGGUGAGCACCACCCAAUCCGUUUGCAUGAAGAAAUCACACGAGAGUAUCUCUCUGACAUCUGCUAUUCUGAGAAGUUUGUCGUGUCAUUCCAAGUGUCUUCUUCUUCUUCCUCUUUCCUUUUCUUUUUCGUAUUUUUCAUUCUAACGUGAAAGAUCGGCGCUCUGGCCUUUUCAACCUUCUCAAAUCUUGCAGGCGUUCUCUGGCGGCAUUUUCUGCGUUUCCCCUUUUGUGUUUUGAUUUACGAUAGUGAUAUGGUUGGGACGGAAUUAGUACCGCAAAAUAGAAAAAAACCACGUAAAUCACUCUACUUCUCCCGAUUUUUUCUGACAUGACCGCUUAUAGAACAGUAAUCUUCGAACACCGACAGAAAGGCAGUAGGGAUAUCUUACAAACCAACGUUAACUUUUUGUUUUCAGGGAGCGGAGUGUCACCUCUUCCAGUUCAGCCAAGGGCCUGGACGGUAUACUCGGCCGGAGACAGAGUGGAAGCGUUUUGGAACAAUGUAUGAGAAACUAUAAAAAGGAAACCACAUUUAUUUUUAGAAAACCAUGCACAAUCAUCCAAUGCCUUCAUCGCCCAGCGAAAGCGGAGUUGUCGAGAUCAAGUCAUCCAAUAGUUUUAGGUUUUGAUUGAAAAAUGUGUCGUUCUAUUUCUCUGCCGUUUAUCGCCCGGUUUUCCAUCUGUUCCGAACAAACACAGUCACAUUAUCUUAGAAAAUCACUCUCAAACUUGAAAAUGGCUACUUGGAUUAGUCAUUCUUUAAAAAUAAAGUGUUCAGUACGAUUUCCAGUUGCAAAAACGAUGCUUUUCAAAAAACCAAUCUCAUACGCCACAGAGAAACGCGCACAGACGGUCAUCCUCUUUCUCUGUGCACUCCUCGCCUCACACACUCUCUCGCUUGCUGACAUAAACAACACUCCGGCAGUACGCUUACAGAACAUUCCAGAUGUACGUUCGUGUUUUUGACCAACCGGACGGCGCAAUACGAUCAUUCGACGUGUCCUCUCACUAGUCAGACCGAGAGUCAUUCGUGUCGUUUGUCACCGUCGUGGACGGUCGUUAUUCUCUGUGCUCACUUAUUGCCCAACGCCUUUCUGUUUUCUCAUUUCAUUCUGCUGCUUAUCAUUACGUCAAUAUUUUAUCAUUUAGGACGCUGCAGCGAUCGAGGCCUCGGAGUUACAAGGCCGGGGCCCACCGCCAUCUCCAAACUUGUUGGAGGAAGUUGAUGCGGUAGCCAAAUGAAUAUUUCCAGGUUCUUUAAUAAUUGUGGUUUUUCAGAUGAUGUUUAUCAUCAUCAAGUCGACCCGCCCAUACAAGACCAGGAGAUGGCCGCUGCAGCAACUUAUAGGGGCCUGGGAAACAGAAGUGCCCGCGCCCCGCCACCACCAUCAAAACGUGUGGUCAGCAGUCGGCGGACAUGGACGGGGUAAUCAUCGUCAUCUUCCGGACUCUUCAAUAACUUUUGUUUUCCAGAAGACGUCAUAUAACGACGGAGUCCCCUCCACCCGCCACAACCGAUCACCCUGCACCGGACAGAACCACCUGGCCAUCUUAAGGAGCCUCGGAACGACCAGUGCCGGGGCCCCACCACGACCACCAUCAAAACGUGUGGUCAGCAGUCGGCGGACAUGGACGGGGUAAUCAUCGUCAUCUUCCGGACUCUUCAAUAACUUUUGUUUUCCAGAAGACGUCAUAUAACGACGGAGUCCCGUCCACCCGCCACAACCGAUCACCCUGCACCGGACGGAACCACCUGGUCAUCUUAAUGAACCUAGGAACGACCAGUGCCGGAGCCCCACCACCACCACCCGGAACUCAAUGA
Caenorhabditis sp. 36 PRJEB53466 is the source of this 9980-nucleotide messenger RNA. Lineage: Eukaryota; Metazoa; Nematoda; Chromadorea; Rhabditida; Rhabditidae. The record is from the annotation of a GenBank genome assembly.